Molecule: messenger RNA, 2317 nt
Organism: Brachypodium distachyon (stiff brome)
Lineage: Eukaryota; Viridiplantae; Streptophyta; Magnoliopsida; Poales; Poaceae
Product: nudix hydrolase 20, chloroplastic
Exons: 11
Coding region: 198-1484 (428 amino acids)
Molecular function (GO): 8-oxo-dGDP phosphatase activity
Source: RefSeq, a predicted model, not a curated record
UAUACAUAUCUGCUAAUGGGUCAGGGCGAUUGUUCUUGUUAGAUUUUGCAGGUUGUUGACUGUGGGUGCUUGGGUGGGUGGCUGCCACGUCCUUCUGCCCAAAAUAAGAGUACACACUGAAAAAACAAAUCGAAAUACCCUCAAUACAAUUGGGCAAUUGGCAUCUUUCCCCGGCAUAAUUCAACGACGGCAAAUCCAUGAGCCAAUCACUGGCAAUUUCGGCCAUGGCCGCCAUCGCCACCUCCUUUUCCGCCGCGGCCGCCAUCGCUCACCGGAGAUCCCGGCCCCACCUCCAGCUCGUCGCUCGUCGACGCGCCCCGUUCUCAACCGCCGCCUCUUCUUCCUCCGCGCCAUCUGCUGCCGCGGCGGGCUUCGGUUGGACCGACGCCCUCCGAGUUGCCAGCGACACCGGGCUCGACGACGAGUCCGACCUUUCCGGAUACUUCCGGAAGGUUGACAUCUGCAACCGAGGAAUGGAUAAGAAGGGGCAGUUCGUGGAGUUCUUGGUAGAAGAUCAAGUGGUGGGGUACAUCCACAAGGGUUUCACCGAUCACCUCAGAGACUUCAAUGAUGUUUUUAGCAUUGUCUCGGGCAACAACUGCAACAGUAGUCUGGAGCAUGUGACUCUUCACUCAUCGCUUAAGACGCAAGAAGACCGAACAAUCGCUAUUGGGAAUGUCAUAAAAGGCCUAGGAGAACUCAUUCCAGGUAUUCGAAACGAGGAAACCAUCUCAAUGUAUAGUCACAAAGUCCCCCAGCAAUGUGUCGGGGACGGAGCCAGAAAUUCGGCACGAGGGGGGCGAGUUGGGCCCAACCUAUCUUUUAGUGAUAUGAUUAGUAGUUUUUAUUGGGGGGUGGUUGCAUGUCUGACAAUUGUUUUUAACAUACAGCUCUAUCCAGUAACCUCGUCUUAUGGCACGCCCGUAUACUUCUCUCUGGAACGUGCUGCUGCUCCCUACUUUGGUAUAAAGGCCUAUGGUGUUCACAUGAAUGGGUACAUCGAGGCGGAUGGUGAGAAAUCUCUUUGGAUUGGUAAAAGGAGUGAUGUGAAGCAAACCUACCCUGGCAUGCUUGAUCAUCUUGUUGCUGGUGGCUUGCCAUACGGUAUCUCCUGUAAAGAGAAUAUCAUCAAGGAAUGUGAAGAGGAAGCAGGAAUCCCCAGAUCCAUGUCAACCAAUGCUACUUCUGUUGGGGCCAUUUCUUACGUGGAUAUCGAUGGGUUUAGAUACAAAAGAGAUGUUCUGUUCUGCUAUGACCUUAGACUUCCUGCUGAUUUUGUUCCUAAUAAUGAAGACGGAGAGGUUGAUAGCUUCAGACUAAUCCCUGUGCGACAUGCUGGAAACAUUAUCCGGAGGACAGAUUAUUUCAAGGCCAAUUGCAACCUUGUCAUCAUCGACUUCCUCUUCCGUCAUGGGUAUAUAAAACCAGAUUAUCAUGGAUACCUAAAGCUGCUGCAAAGCUUGAGGAGUGGCGAUUGUUCCUAGUGCUGCCAUCCACUGUUCACAUAGUCAGAUUGAGAAGAGGCCGGGCCUUCCAGCUCCAUUAAUAAUAAUGAAACCAGGCAAUUCAGUACAUAGUAUUUCUUGCCAGAAAUAGAAUGCAGGAAAUUAAAAAACGCUACAGGCAGCAAGGGAGUGCCAAACAUGACAGUUUCAACAGCUGGCGACCUAGCUAAACACAAAUGCCUCGAGCCUGAUUCUCAGAAACAGCUGAGGGAACAACAAAACGAGACAGCUCUUUGCGAAGCUUCAGGCGAUGCGGGAGCACUCCAGACCCCUCUGAUGCGUGGGAACCCAGCUUGCUGUUCAGGAUCGGAGACGACGAGCGAAGAUUAACCUAGAUAUGGCCUCGGCAUGCUGCAUAUGAAUAUCGGGGGUCUUAGGGAGAAUGACAAGGAAGACGCCAGAGCAACUGCUUUGUUCAUUUCCAGGGCAGCUGGACUGGCUCCCUGGGAUGGCUAGACAGGUGAUUGCAGAACCUGUCGAUCUCCUCCUGCAUCGUCUCCCUGAACAGGAGCGACCACUUGCGGAUAGUACGAAGAAUCAGACACAAAUCUGCUUCAAAUCAAGCCAGACACGGUGGUUAAAGAUCAUGUCAUUGUGGAAAGUCCAGAGACUCCACAAAACAGCAGCACAAAUUGUGUUCAUAGAUGCAAAAAAAUUAUUAGCCACCCAGUAACGAGCUACAGAUUCAUAAGAAGAGUCAAUGUCUAUGGAAAAAAGAGAGACAUCAUGCCAAAUGGCUUUGGCAAUUGCACAGUCAAAGAAUAAGUGGUUGACAUAUUCAUUUUCAGUACAAAAGACAUAGUCCUCAGGUU